This is a messenger RNA of Paramecium sonneborni, 765 nucleotides long. NCBI's taxonomy places the organism in Eukaryota, Ciliophora, Oligohymenophorea, Peniculida, Parameciidae. The record is from the annotation of a GenBank genome assembly.
AUGAUGGAAAUUUUGUUUAACAAAAUAAAAAAUAAACCUUGUGAAGUUGAUCAUAACAUCAAGUUUGGAAGGAUACCCAACAAAUAAGAAAAAAGAGCUCUACUAUUAUAUAAAGAGAGAAUGACAAAAAAGCUAAAUACAAAAAUGAAAGAAUAUGGAGAAAAACAUAAUGAAAUACUAGAAUAAUAAGGAAAAGCUGUGUAUAUGAAGACAAAUACACACAGAACAAGUAAGAUUCCUAAUUACUGUUUUUUUGAUUAAUGGAGAUAUUCAAAUGUCAAAUGUAAAGAACAUAAAGGAACACUUAUGAAUAGAGAUCACUUAAUGGAACAUUUGAGAUCUUUUCAUAAAAAAGGAAGAGAAUGGCGGAAAAAUUAACACAACUAAAAUACAAUAGUUGAACUGAUCGUGAAUUAUUCAUAAAAACUAUAAAACUAUAUAAAGAAUUUCUUUUAUUGUUCUGAAAUAGUUUAAGAAGUUUCUCAAUAAAAAUUAUUGGUCUUUUUGACUUGUGGCAAAUAUGUUUUUUUUAAUCUUUUAAAUGGCAUUUUGCUCUUUUAUAUUAUUUAAUUGAAUGUUAAAAAGAUAAAACAAUUUAGAAGACGAAAUUUGUUUAAGUUAAAGCAUUUACUUUAGAGAAUUUGCAUAAAUAAAAUUGUUUCAAUUGUCUUUUAAAAUUUAAUUAUUUCAAGCCAUAAAAUUAUACGUUUGCGCUUUAUUUAUCAUUUCUGGUUUGGUUUUCUUUGCAAGUUUGUAUCUUUAUGA